AAGAGAAAGGAAGAGGAGGAUAAGAAAAAACAAGACAGUGCUUUGCCCAGUGAGGGCACUUAGCACCACUCCUUCCGGUUCAUCCGUUAUAAGAAGCCUGACUGCCUGGGAAGGAGGCAUCUUUUAUAAUGGAGCUCCAGUGAAGCAACCUUCAUUUCUGCAACUACAAGUCAAAAACGUUUUCGUUUCUAUUUCACCUAAAGGUUGGCUGUACAAUUGCUCAAUUAAAUGGUGUCCUGACUUCUUCUCCUUCUGCGACUUGUCAUUCCUGCACCCGGCCACACUAGUUACAGGUGUUUCUUAGCCAUUCCGCCUUCAUCACCUCUAUAGUGCCACCAAGAACAGCAAGACAAUGUGUAAAGAUCUGUACUGUGGCUCAUCAUUCUGAUGUGUUAUAGCAUAUAGUUACAAGACCGAUCUGAUUAAGGUCGCGUCUCCUGACGCUCUCAGAACACUCUUUGGUCAGCAGAGAAUCAUGAACAGUACCUGUAAUAACAUCGACUUUAACUCGGACAGAAUCUUCUUCUGCAUCCUUUAUGGCUUCAUCUUCUGCAUCGGGCUUCCCGUUAACUGCCUAGCCGUGUUUGGCCUGUACCGUCUAGUGAAGUCCGAGAACGGUCUGCCCAUUUAUGUCAUUAAUCUCCUGCUCUCUGAUAUCCUUCAAAUUUUUACGCUUCCUUUGUGGAUUCACUACUACAGCUAUGGACACCAGUGGUAUUUUGGAGCUACCUCCUGUAAGAUUAUGGGCUGCAUUUUCUAUAUUAGUCUCUAUGCCAGCAUCUUCUUCCUUUGUUGCAUUGCACUGGAGCGCUACCUGGCUAUUGCCCACCCUCUGAAGUUUCCAGCCAUCCGCCGGCUGUGGUUUGCCUGCCUCCUUUCUCUGUCUUUGUGGACGUUUAUUACCAUAAUUCCUGCAGUGGCCUUUAAGGUGCUUUUCCCAGAAAGCAACAACAGCUUGUGCAUUGAGAAGUACCCCUCCAAGAAGAACUUCAUCGCCUACCGGAUAAUUACCUUGAUUCUCUCUUUUUUCUUUCCGUUGGCUUUUCUUCUUUUCAUGUACCGCGGCACUCUGAGAAGUCUUAGUCAUGUCCAAUCUGUAAAUAAAUCUGAGAAGAAACGCAUCAGAGGCCUGCUCAGUCUGCUAGUGCUGAUAUUCCUGCUGGUGUUCGGACCCUACCACCUCACUGGCUGUGUCAAGUACAUUGGUUUGGUGUUCAGCAGUGACAUUUGUGAGUUUGAGGCUCGCAUCUUCAUUUUCUAUCAAGUUGGCAGGGGGUUUCUUAGUCUGAACAGCCUCUUAGACCCCAUCCUGUAUAUAUUCCUCAGAAUGGAUUUCCAGAAGCAGGUCCUCUAUUUUUUUCCAUGCUGUCAGAAGUUUUUCAGCCUGAUCGGCAGCAAAAGUGAAGCUGAGCCCAAUGGCACCAUCAGAAUGUCAGAGCAUACUGAUAGCACCGGCCGGUCUCUUUAGGCUGUGCUGAUCAAGUUCAAGUUGGCAUGGGGUUAUAGGAGCACUCAUGCAGUCGCCGCUAUGAACAGCACCUAAUUUGGAUUUAUUAUCAGAACAAUUGUGACAAAAACAAGCCAUCCAGCUCCAUAACUCGUCCAUCCUAUUCACUGUAGAUUCUCGAUUUUAGAUCAAUGUGUUUUAAUAUGGAUUCUAAGAAAUUGCAGAUGAGUUUAGAGAUGUUUGUACUGAACCUAGGGCUGCCCAUAUUGAAUCAAUGAAUGAAUAAAGUGAAUUUGGAACUCGUAAUAUUGAAUCAGUAUAGCAUGUGUGGAGAGAGGUACUGUACAUUCAAUGCAUCCUUGGGCGCCAUGAGGCUCUGGAGGGAUACAGUAAAUCCAAGAUUAAGCAGGCUAACUCUCCCCUUAGGAAUAAUACAUCCUGGGCUGUGACUACUGAGUCUGGGCCUAGCCAUACUAAAUCCCAUAUUGGGCAUUGAAUGUUUAGAGUUAGCCUAGCCUUUAAAUCUGUGGGUGUGCAUAUUCAGUUUGAGGAUGGAGAUAGUGAGUCCAUAACUGAGCACACUAAAUCCACAACCUGGCACAGUCAGCCUUUGACUGGAUGAGCUGUGUCUGGUGAUACUCUUACUCAUUAUGUGCCUUGGUAUAGGAAAUCUGGAGCAGACAAUACUGAACUUAUGUCUGCACCUACAGUAGUAAGAUUGAGAGUAAGUAUACAUCUGAGCAUGCUGUAUCUGUAACGAGGGCAGCUGACCAAGGCCACAUUAACCCAAUGGGCUAAAGGGUCUACAGCAGGGCCUCGUCCACAAGGUGGCACCCUCAACAUGAUGCCAAAGGUAAAUUUUUUGUUUCAAAAGUACAAUUAAAAGAAAAAGUGUUAGAAAAAAAGCUUAUGGUUGAUAGAAUUUUAAAUGUCUAUUUGAGCACUAUCACCAUUAUAUUACACUGCCUCACAAUGUCAGACUGAAAGACUAAAGGUGGGUCACAUAAGCGCAAUUGAAAAGGUAGGCACCACUGUGAUGGCGUGGGUCCUGCUCCAUGCUCUCACCUUACUUCUGACAGCCUCUCGAACCCAACGCCGUCGGUAAUGUAACCGGAUGAGCUGUACAAUGAGGACAAAUCACGC
Messenger RNA from Polypterus senegalus (gray bichir), 2590 nucleotides. RefSeq names its product G-protein coupled receptor 4-like. Gene Ontology annotation, molecular function: G protein-coupled receptor activity. Gene Ontology annotation, biological process: G protein-coupled receptor signaling pathway. Gene Ontology annotation, cellular component: membrane. Lineage: Eukaryota; Metazoa; Chordata; Cladistia; Polypteriformes; Polypteridae. The record is from RefSeq and is a predicted model, not a curated record. The coding region runs from base 476 to 1468 and encodes 330 amino acids. The transcript is spliced from 3 exons.